CAUCUGUCUACUUCGCAACAACGGUGAUACUGUCUGUGGGUUACGGCGACUUCACCCCCGGCGAUAUGUUCGACGUAGGUUGUGUGGCAUUUUUGAGCCUUUAUGGUGUUCUCUUGACCGGCUAUUGCAUUUCUGAAUUCUCGGCAGUGAUUACACAUUGGUCAAGAACAAAGACUGCAUUUUUGGAAAUUAUUUUAACCAUAGACAAGUUUAUGCUCGAAAAUAAUAUGCACCCAGCGAUCAAGGCGAGGAUCAUGGCAUUCUAUGAACUGCAAUGGCAAUAUAAUUCGGGCGUUGAAUUAAUGGACGAGAGUUGGCUAAAGAAAACAGUGGUGCCUUCAGAGCUGCGAAAGAAAGUUCUUCAUCAGGCGAGAUUCAAAACGUUAACGUCAAUUAGGUUCUUCCAAGUGAAAAAUAAAGCGUACAUUCACACUCUAACAGAAUCGGCCAGGGACAUUAUUCUUCCACCAGGCGAGAUAGUUUUCUAUGGAGGUACAAUCACAAGAGAGUUAUACAUAAUCGAAAGUGGUUAUUGUCUGGUGAAGACCAAGGAAACCAAGCGAGAACGUGUCAUUGGUCCUGGAAACCAUUUAGGAAUGCUUGUGUUACUGUAUGGAGUUCCAGCUGUGAGCACUGUGAUAACUUUAACACACUGCAAGUUCAUUAGCAUAAGCCACUUCGCAUAUACGUCAGCAUUGAAUCUUUUCCCAGAUAUGAGGGAACAUGACAAUCUGUUGACACAUGACGAACUUCGGAGCAUAGAAAUACUAGCUAAGAUGGAAAACACUGAUGCUUAUUUGAAACAUUAUAACAUUGAACAGAGACAUCUGGCUGGAAGGAUUACAAGUGUGUUGCAAGAUUAUUUUAAUGGGUCCUUUAUCAACGUAAAGGAAGAUUACAAGAAGAAAAAUAAAAAUUACAUGGAUUCUUUUAAGCAAUUCAAAGUAUUGAACAACAUUUCACCGUAUCUAUUGAUGCCAAUUACAAUAAAACCGGACGGCAUUUUCCUUAAGACCUGGGCAUUUUUCCGAGUCUUAACGGCAUAUUCCUUGAGUAUUAUAAUUCCAAUACUUGUCUCUUUAGCACCUACCUGUGGAAAAUUUAAUUCUAUAGUUGUGGUAUUGGAGGCUAUAUGCUACGUAGAUUUAUAUUUAAUGCUUCAUGUUGCCUUUUACGGUACGAAGAAUCAACUUAUAUAUCACCCAUACUUAACAGCGAAAAAUUAUCUGACCAGAUCGUUCAUAAUAGAUUUCCUCACGUGUUUUCCAUGGUACGCAGUCUGGAAGUUAUUCGCACCAAAACAUGACGAAGACCAUACGGAUCAGUCUCACUUGGUCAACCCCCACGUGUACCAUUGUGUACUCAGAAUGAUCAGUGUUCUGCAAAUUUACAAACUGCAUGCGGCGUUCUGGGCGGAGUCUAUUGCAGCUUUGAAAAGGGCGUAUCUCAUGAGUGUUGUACAGUUCCUGCUACUGACCUUAUUUUUCCUGAAUCUUUACACUUCGAUACUCAUAUCGAUGUCAUGCCAAUAUAUAAUUGCUUAUGAUGAAGAAGAUUUCAACAGGAAAGUAACGAGUAUGGCUCGAAAUGGACCCUUAAUGGAAUCAGUAUUUCAUCCAGCUGGAAACAUGAUUUGUCGAGCCGGUUCGUGGGUAGACAGUGCAAAGAUAUUCAAAGAUAAAUACCUGAGCCCGACCAAAGUAUAUCUCCUGGCGUAUUACUGGGCCGCUGCAAGUUUCACUGGCGCCGGGUUUGGUGACAUCACUGCCCAAGACACAGCCCACAUGAUUCUUUCCAUCUGUAUCAACGUACAAGGAGUGUUUUUCUUCGGUUAUGUUUACGCACGAAUUGCAUCAUUGAAGGCCGUUGCCGACCAAGUAGUCACAACAUUUCAAGAAAAUUUAAAACAUUUAGACAUGUUCUUGGUCAAGGAGAAAGUGCCGCUAUUACUUAAGAAAUCAGUUGUUGACUUCUGGAAAUAUCAGUGGAAAAGAACUGGAGGCUGGUCGCAUCAAAAAAUAUUGGGGAAACUUCAUGCCAACUUAAACGAAGACGCCGUAUUGUACAUGUAUGAGAAGACACUCAGGGAGAUCCCGUUAUUCGAGGACGUCGAGUACUCAUUCUUUAGAGCUUUCGCCAAAAAGCUGAAGGAGCAGUACUUUCAAAAGGGCUACAUGAUAAUGAGAUCUAAUGAGGUCAUACAGAAUAUGUUUAUCAUAUACCGAGGAAAGGUUGAUGUUAUAACGGACACGAAUGAAGUCGAGGCUUGUAUGGGCCCGGGUGGAAUAUUUGGCAAUAUAAGGGGGGCUGCCAAGUAUCUAACGAUGUCUAAUAUUGUUGCCUCGAGGAAUAUCGACUUGUUGUCCAUUGAGGGACAUGAAUUCUUCACUCUAUUAAAGAGUUAUCCAUCAGUAUUAAGAAAAGUAAGAUAUUCCGUCAAUUGCGCACCAAAAGAUUACGUUAUACCAACAGUUACUUCAGACAGAACCAGCUUAGAGACAGAAAUGUUUCCGGCAACGUACGAACCAGAUGACGACGAUAGUGAGGGAGAGCCGAACGUAUAUUUAGAUAGCCCUGAAAAAAGCAUCGCAGAAUCACAUGGGUCCAAGUCAAUAGCGUCCGGCUAUAGUGCUGAUUACAUUUCCGCAAUUCUUUUGCUGUUUAUGCCUCACAGAUGGUUUCGUAGUAGCAUAGUGCCAGACAGUAAAUGGAUGGGGUUUAUCGGUAUUUUUCUAAAGUAUAUCUACGAAGGCACGAUUUCUUGAUAAACUUACCAAUAUCUUACUUUGCGUUUGCCCUACAAUUGAAGCCCGACACACAAAUCGCUCUGUUCUGUUAUUUGCGAAGCCCACAGCUGUUCCGAAUAAUCCACUUAUUUACAUAUCGGCAGCAUAGAAAUGUUA
Leptidea sinapis is the source of this 2903-nucleotide messenger RNA. Its product is annotated as potassium voltage-gated channel protein eag-like. NCBI's taxonomy places the organism in Eukaryota, Metazoa, Arthropoda, Insecta, Lepidoptera, Pieridae. The transcript has 18 exons. Gene Ontology annotation, molecular function: voltage-gated potassium channel activity; protein-containing complex binding. The coding region runs from base 66 to 2765 and encodes 899 amino acids. The record is from RefSeq and is a predicted model, not a curated record.